Gopherus evgoodei (Goodes thornscrub tortoise) is the source of this 1798-nucleotide messenger RNA. RefSeq lists its product as uncharacterized. The transcript has 3 exons. The coding region runs from base 12 to 986 and encodes 324 amino acids. The record is from RefSeq and is a predicted model, not a curated record. NCBI's taxonomy places the organism in Eukaryota, Metazoa, Chordata, Testudines, Testudinidae.
CCAGGGAACAGAUGCUUUUAAAAGGGGGUGAACUUUCCAGUCAGUUUCACUCCUGGGCAAUUUCAGUCCCUCUGGGUGCCAGGGUCAGUUUCACUCCUGGUCAGUUUCAGUCCCGCUGGGUGCCAGGGUCAGUUUCACUCCUGAUUAGUUUCAGUCUCGCUGGGUGCCAGGGUCGGAUUCGCUCCUGGUCAGUUUCAGUCUCGCUGGGUGCCAGGGUCAGUUUCACUCCUGGUCAGUUUCAGUCCCGCUGGGUGCCAGGGUCGGUUUCGCUACUGGUCAGUUUCAGUCCCUCUACCUGGCCUCUCAGUUUUGCUCCUGGUCAGUUUCACUCCUGGUCAGUUUCAGUCCCGCUGGGUACCAGGGUCAAUUUCACUCCUGGUCAGUUUCAGUCCCGCUGGGUACCAGGGUCAAUUUCACUCCUGGUCAGUUUCAGUCCUGCUGGGUGCCAGGGUCGGUUUCGCUCCUGGUCAGUUUCAGUCCCGCUGGGUGCCAGGGUCGGUUUCGCUCCUGGUCAGUUUCAGUCCCUCUACCUGGCCUCUCAGUUUUGCUCCUGGUCAGUUUCACUCCUGGUCAGUUUCAGUCCCGCUGGGUACCAGGGUCAAUUUCACUCCUGGUCAGUUUCAGUCCCACUGGGUGCCAGGGUCGGUUUCGCUCCUGGUCAGUUUCAGUCCCUCUACCUGGCCUCUCAGUUUUGCUCCUGGUCAGUUUCACUCCUGGUCAGUUUCAGUCCCGCUGGGUGCCAGGGUCGGUUUCGCUCCUGGUCAGUUUCAGUCCCGCUGGGUGCCAGGGUCGGAUUCGCUCCUGGUCAGUUUCAGUCCCGCUGGGUGCCAGGGUCGGUUUCGCUCCUGGUCAGUUUCAGUCCCGCUGGGUACCAGGGUCAGUUUCUCUCCUGGUCAGUUUCAGUCCCGCUGGGUGCCAGGGUCGGAUUCGCUCCUGGUCAGUUUCAGUCCCGCUGGGUGCUGUUGGGUGGUCUCCUGGUUGCGUGACCCCUCGCAUGCCCUUGGAAGUGCUUAGCAGGUGAGCUCCUCAGCUUUCCCCAGUCAGGGGCAUGAACCCUGGUGGCUGGGCCCAAUCCCAGCUUGGAUCAUCCCCUUUCCCCUCCCUAAACCCACACGCUCUCCACCAGUUCCCCCAUCACUUCCUGUCCCAAACGGCUGCUAGCCAGCUGCCUUUUAGUGGUGGGUGGAGCAAUUUGAGCUUCAAGCUUUGGUUGUGGCCCCAGCUCUGGAAGGGGAGUGGGGUCUAAUGUUCAGAGCAGGGGGGCCAGAGCCAGAACUCCUGGGUUCUCCCCCUGGGUGCUGGCUGGCCUGCUGGGCAGUGUUGCCAAAUGGACCCACCCAGCCCCUUCUCCCAAACUUGACCCCCCCCUUCCAGAUUGAAAUGUCCCGGAUGCCUGGCCUCUCCGGAGGGCUGCUCCGGCUCCCCCAGGGCCCCUCGUCACUUCUCUGCACCUUGUUUAAUUCCGGGGCACGAUGCCAGGACCCCCCGGGUCGCACCCAGAUCCCAUCACCCCCCCCGAACGGAGGCAGCGGAAGGUUCUGAAAGGUUCUGGCUGGGUCUGUCUGGGGCGUUUGGGUCUCUCUGCGGCCGCUGUGCUCUAACCCCCCUCGCCCCAUUAAUCCUCGCUCUGAUUCACAGCCAGCGCUAAUCUCUGUCUGUCCUUCCUCCACCACCCAGCUUUUGCUCUGGUUAAUUGCCACCUCGGGGUCCCUGAUUUGGGGUGGGGCGGGGGCCAGUACUGAUAUGGGGAUUCCCAUCUGGACUCCAUGUUUAAUUUGCUGUGUCUGAAGUUGGGAGG